This is a messenger RNA of Tinamus guttatus (white-throated tinamou), 2827 nucleotides long. NCBI's taxonomy places the organism in Eukaryota, Metazoa, Chordata, Aves, Tinamiformes, Tinamidae. The record is from RefSeq and is a predicted model, not a curated record.
CCGCUGCCGGGCGCGGAGGGCGGCGGCCAAGCAGAAAACCUGCUCGUCCUUACUGUUGCCACCAAGCAAACGGAGGGCUUCAGACGCUUUAGAAGAUCAGCCCAGUUCUUCAACUACAAAGUCCAGGUGCUGGGAUUGGACGAGAAAUGGCAGGGUGGAGAUGAUAAGAAGCCAGCAGGAGGGGGGCAGAAGGUCCGUCUCUUGAAAUCAGCUUUAAAGGAGUAUGCAGACAAGGAAGACUUAAUCAUCCUUUUCGUAGAAAGCUAUGAUGUGCUCUUUGCAUCGGGUCCCACAGAGCUGCUGAAGAAGUUCAAACAAGCCAAGAGCAAAGUUGUUUUUUCAGCAGAGAAUUACAUCUAUCCUGACAGAAAGCUGGAAGCCAAGUACCCUCAGGUGCGAGACGGAAAGCGCUUCCUGGGCUCUGGAGGCUUCAUUGGCUAUGCUCCAAACCUGAACAAACUUGUGGAAGAGUGGAAGGGAGAAGAUGAUGACAGUGACCAGCUCUUUUAUACAACUAUCUUCUUGGAUCCGGAAAAACGGGAAAGUAUCAACAUCAGUCUAGACCACAGAAGCCGUAUCUUCCAGAACCUGAAUGGAGCUUUAGAUGAGGUGGUUCUGAAGUUUGAAAAUGCACGGGUGAGAGCAAGAAACUUGUUAUAUGACACACUGCCUGUGGUGAUUCAUGGAAAUGGACCCACCAAGCUGCAGCUGAACUACCUGGGAAACUACAUUCCUCAAAUAUGGACAUUUGAGACUGGUUGCACUGUGUGUGAUGAAGGCCUGCGAAGCCUCACAGGGUUUAAGGAUCAUGCGAUGCCACUGAUUCUGAUUGGCGUUUUCAUCGAGCAACCCACUCCAUUCCUCUCCCAGUUCUUCUUGCGGCUUCGUAACCUCCAUUACCCAAAACAGCGGAUCCAGCUCUUCAUUCACAACCAUGAACAGCAUCACUUGACACAGGUGGACUCAUUUGUUGAGGAGUACAGCAAAGAAUAUCUUGCCAUCAAAGUGAUUGGGCCAGAUGAUGAGGUGGAGAAUGCUGAAGCACGGAACUUGGGCAUGGAUUUGUGCAGAAAGGAUCCUGACUGUGAUUAUUACUUUAGUUUGGAUGCUGACAUAGUUCUGAAGAACACAGAGACUCUAAGAAUCCUGAUUGAACAGAACAAGCUGGUGAUUGCCCCACUGGUAAGUCGGCAUGAGAAGUUGUGGUCAAAUUUCUGGGGAGCGCUGAGUCCUGAUGGGUACUACGCACGCUCGGAAGAUUAUGUGGAUAUUGUUCAAAGGCGGAGGAUUGGGCUUUGGAACGUUCCCUAUAUCAGUGGCGUUUACAUGGUUAAAGCCACUGCUCUGCGAUCACAGCUUGACCAGGGAGAUCUCUUCCACAGUGGAAAGCUGGAUGCUGACAUGGCUUUCUGCCAUAAUGUUCGGAAUCAGGGAGUCUUCAUGUACCUGACAAAUCGGCAUCAGUUUGGACACAUCCUCUCUCUGGAGAAUUAUCAGACAACUCAUCUCCACAAUGACCUCUGGCAAAUAUUCAGCAAUCCUGAGGACUGGAGAGAAAAAUACAUCCAUGAAAACUACACUGCAGCUCUGAAGGGGAAAUUGGUGGAAGUGCCCUGCCCAGAUGUUUACUGGUUCCCCAUAUUCACUGAGGCUGCAUGUGAUGAACUGGUGGAAGAAAUGGAACAUUAUGGCCAGUGGUCCACGGGUGACAAUACGGACAGCAGGAUACAAGGGGGAUAUGAGAAUGUCCCGACUAUUGACAUCCACAUGAAUCAAAUUGGCUUUGAAAGAGAGUGGUAUAAGUUUCUUCUAGACUAUAUUGCACCCAUCACAGAGAAAAUGUAUCCAGGAUACUACACCAAGACUCAGUUUGAGCUGGCCUUUGUAGUUCGCUACAAACCUGAUGAGCAGCCCUCUCUAAUGCCUCAUCAUGAUGCUUCCACCUUUACCAUUAACAUUGCUCUGAACCGAGUUGGAAUAGACUACGAGGGAGGAGGCUGCCGAUUCCUGCGCUACAAUUGCUCCAUUCGAGCUCCGCGGAAAGGCUGGACCCUCAUGCAUCCAGGACGCCUGACCCACUAUCAUGAAGGCCUUCCAACCACCAAAGGGACCCGUUACAUCGCAGUGUCCUUUAUUGACCCCUAGAGCCAUGCUUCACAAGAAGCAUCUUUCCCUGGCCCCACUCACUGCUGACUUUGAGUGGAAGAAGGGAACGCUGCUGAGAGUCUCCAAGGCAUUGAUCAAAGCUAUUUGGAUAUUGAUGUUUUUAAUGAUGUUUUAAGACUCCACUACUGGAAGAUCUCCCUCUCUAAUACUGCAGGUAAUAUCUAGGAACGUUGCUGUAGAAGUUAGAAGGAGAUUUGGUGCCUUCGUUUCUGAUUCUGCUCCUCAUUCACCGUUUCUUGGAAACUUGCAAUUUACUUGAAACUUCACCGCUCGGUUGGCUUUACAGAAAUGCUUUCUUGGACUGGAAAUCCAGCUUUUUGGAGACAUGUCACAAGCUCUCUCUCUCCAAGCAGCUGGAAGCCCAUUUCCAUCCACUGCAUAUACAGGAAUGGACAGUAGAGAAUCAUUUCUGGACACUAUUCCAAAUAUCGAAUCAAUCAGGGAGCUGGCUCCAGGAGUCAUAACUCCUGUAACAGUUAAAUGUAAUACUAGAUGAAACUCAGUAGUAAGAGCCUGAAGUUCAUCUGAUUCCUUACCUCUUUGCAUUCAUUGGAAAUGUAUCAUGAAGUUCAAAGCAGCAGCAGUGGUGAUGUAGGUGCUUCGUGUUAGCUAAAGGAAAGUAGGCUUAUUAUAUUUUACCUCUGGGAUUAAGCUGAUGAGA